GGUUAAAGUGCUGAUUCUCGAGGCACUCGGCUCACUUGCACACCUCGGAGAAAGAGAGCGGUUUGGAAACAGAGAGCAGUGAGUGUGAGUAAACACACACAGCACUUUGGCAGUGAAACAUAAAGAGGUUUAGGAGAGGAGAACAUUCAGAACCAGGUUGCUUUGCAGAAAUGGCAGAAAUUGAAGAGAUUGUUGAAGGAGUUGAAGAAGCGAUAGAAGGAGCAGAAGAAGGAAUUGAGGAAUUAUCAGAAGAAGUACAAGAGGAAAUUCAAGCUGAAAUAGCUGAAACCCGCACUGUGAUCGAAGAGCUUACUACAACAGAGAGUAAACUCAGAGGUAUCCUCAAGUCCCUCGGAAGUUGUGUAUCUGACAUAGCCAAGUUUACUUUCAAAAAUAUAGCGAUUGGCGCCAUCCUGUGGGGGGUAAAUGUUGCUUUAAACAAGCUGCUUCCACAAGGACAUCAACAGGAAACCAAGACGAAAAUUCGUAAUGUAAUAAAGGCUUUGAGUGAUGUGAUCAAUGCUGAAGCCGCGAUAAACCAGAAGACACUGGAGUGGAUGAAGGCCCACGAGAAUGAUAAAAUCACUCUGGAUGGAAUUGAAGUGCCGAUGGAAGCCAUUCUGACAAAAUACAUGAAGCCAUUAGUUGAGGCAACUGAUAAAUCCAAAACCAUUGCUGAAACCCUUCAAGAAAAAGUGGACGGGAAAAUUCAGUUUAAAUGUCCAACCGCAGACGACAUGAGAAAAUUCAUGGAAGUUACCGAAGUGUUCAUCAAAGCCUUCACCGAUCUCAUCGUGUUCAUUCUGAAACAUGAAGACCAGGUUAAGGUGCUGCAGAGCUUUCCGGUAAAAGAGGGAGAUCUUGUUGACCUAACAGCCAAGCUUAACGUCGCCAAGGACUUACCUCUGUGGUAAAAUAAAUUGUGACUUGAUAACAACAUUAAUCAGAAAUGGCUGUUUAAUCAGAAAUGAGUUUUUUAAGCAUACGUUUGGCUAAUUCAACAGUUGUAUCUACUGAAUUUAUAGAAUAUAGCAUGUAAAACAAUAUCAAAUUUUCUUUGAAUUUAUUUACUUGGUUGCAUUUUUUAUAACAAUUAUAUACAAAAAGAUCAAUAAUUUCUGAUUUCUUUUAAUGAAUUAACUUUCAUUGUCUUUAUAUAAGUUACUAAUCUGUAUUUUUGGAUGAGGAACAUCUUUCUUUAUCAAAUAAACAAAGGCAAAGUUUUGUUAUCAUACAAGUUUUAACAUGUAAUGUUGUAAAACUACUGUUUAAAGCAGUCUCAUUAUGAAUCAGUGAAUGUUGUCCAUUUCCUGAUCAAAGAACUGCAGCCUGAAUCUCCAAUCUCCAUUUUUUUUUUCAUUUGUAUCUGCAUCCAUUAAUUCAUUAAAAAAAAUUAAUAAAGUAUAUUUGUUAUAGA
Molecule: messenger RNA, 1417 nt
Organism: Pangasianodon hypophthalmus (striped catfish)
Lineage: Eukaryota; Metazoa; Chordata; Actinopteri; Siluriformes; Pangasiidae
Exons: 3
Coding region: 171-914 (247 amino acids)
Source: RefSeq, a predicted model, not a curated record